Molecule: messenger RNA, 788 nt
Organism: Propithecus coquereli (Coquerel's sifaka)
Lineage: Eukaryota; Metazoa; Chordata; Mammalia; Primates; Indriidae
Gene: IL6
Product: interleukin 6
Exons: 5
Coding region: 32-667 (211 amino acids)
Biological process (GO): immune response; positive regulation of cell population proliferation; T-helper 17 cell lineage commitment
Cellular component (GO): extracellular region
Molecular function (GO): growth factor activity; interleukin-6 receptor binding; cytokine activity
Source: RefSeq, a predicted model, not a curated record
AGAGCUCCAUCUGCCCUCCAGGAACCCAGCUAUGAAAUCCCUCUCCGCACGCGCCUUCUCUCUGGGGCUGCUCCUGGUGGUGGCUACUGCAUUCCCCACCCCAGAACCUCUGGAAGAAGUUUCCACAGAUGAUGCUACCCCAAACAAGCCAUCACUCACCACUCCAGAGCAAACAGAAGGACUGGUGAAGCACCUCCUCUCAAAAAUCGAUGAACUGAUAGAGCAGCUGUGUGAAAAGGGUCCCAAAUGCGGAGACGCCAAGGAGGCACUGGCAGGAAACAACCUGAAGCUUCCACAGAUGACAGACAAAGAUGGAUGCUUCCAAGCUGGAUUCAGUCAGGACAUUUGCAUGCAAAGUAUCGCCUCUGGACUUGCAGGGUAUCAUGCAUACCUGGAAUACAUCGAGGACAAGUUUGAGGGUGAUAUGAACAACGCCAGAGCUUUGGAUAUGGGCGUCAAAUAUCUGAUUGAGAUCCUGAAGGAAAAGAUAAAGAAUGCAGAGGCAGCAGCCACCCCUAGCCCAACAGCAAAUGCCAAACUGAUAGAGGAGCUGCAGUCGCAGAAUGAGUGGGUGCAGCACACGGCGAUUAACAUCAUCUUGCGCAGCCUUAAGGAAUUCCUGCAGUUCAGCUUGAGGGCUAUUCGGAUGAAUAAGGGGGGCAACUAAACUAAGAUUGUUGUAGUUCAUGGGCAUUCCUUCCCCUGGUCCCAAACCACUCCACUGUGCACAUAACUUAGGUUGUUCUCUGUGAAGAACCUAAAGUAUAAGUGUUAGGACACUAUUUUAA